AUGCAUCCUGGUACCGUCAAUGGAAAGAAAAUUCAUCCUCUAGUUGAUGACGCUACCAACAACAUAUUUAGCACGGUACCAAUUCUACGCUGCCUACAUAAGCAACUGCCAAACCCUACAUAUAGAUGCCCAAUCCGAAACAAUGAUGAUGCCAUCAACAAUGUUACGUUGCAAUUCAAGAAAAAUAGAGCAAACCAAAACCGGAAAAAAAGAAACACAAAGCAGCUCCCAAGUGUACAUUCAGCUAUUCAGGUCAGAUUCCAAGUUGAAUCGGAACUGAUCAGCAACAUCAAUCAAAGUAUCAAACAGAAUUUUCCUCUGAUUAGUGAAAAUAUCUAA
This is a messenger RNA of Oldenlandia corymbosa var. corymbosa, 339 nucleotides long. Lineage: Eukaryota; Viridiplantae; Streptophyta; Magnoliopsida; Gentianales; Rubiaceae. The record is from the annotation of a GenBank genome assembly.